Molecule: messenger RNA, 837 nt
Organism: Cladocopium goreaui
Lineage: Eukaryota; Dinophyceae; Suessiales; Symbiodiniaceae
Source: the annotation of a GenBank genome assembly
AUGUUCACGGCCUGCCUUCAGCCAGCCAUUUCAACCGCUUCAAUUGCAGAGAUUACUGAAGAGGAAGUGAAGAGUGUGCAGGCAGCAUGGGCCAACGCCAUCAAGAGUAUUUCCAAGACCUAUCUUGAUGGAGGCGACUACGUUGCAGCUGCUGCCAAAGCAGCCGGUGAGCUCUAUGGCUAUGGCCACACAGAUUACACUUUCGGCUACAAGAAGAAUGCCGACGGCAAGGUGCGCAUCUUCCUCCACCACUCCUCAGUGCCAUACAGCGUGCCCGCAGCCACUCCAACUGCAGAGAUUACUGAAGAGGAAGUAAAGAGUGUGCAGGCAGCAUGGGCCAGUGCCAUCAAGAGUAUCUCCAAGACCUAUCUUGACGGAGGUGACUACAUUGCAGCUGCUGGCAAAGCAGCUGGUGAGCUCUACGGCUAUGGGCACACAAAUUACACUUUCGGCUACAAGAAGAAUGCCGACGGCAAGGUGCGCAUCUUCCUCCACCACUCCUCAGUGCCAUUUGUGGCGGAGUCCAAAGUGCAGUCCCCAAGUUUGGUGGCAACUUUGAAGUCAAAGGCAGACAGGGACUUGAAACAGUUGCCUGGUCUGGUGCUUUGCGAAAGCUUUAUUGCACUUUUCGCCACGUUUGAGUUUUGGGAAGAGCCAAUGGGUCAAAGGCCUAAGCUCUUCAACCAAGCAGCUAGCACAUUGCAGCUUUGCUUGGAGACCCUUCGGAUUCUCGCAAUUGCGCGUCUCAAAAGUUUCGCCAAUUUAGAGUCUCGUAGUCUCUUGAGUGGAGUGCAUUUCGAAGGUUUAGAAGAAGACCGUCACUCCUACACCAUUUGA